Molecule: messenger RNA, 4897 nt
Organism: Nyctereutes procyonoides (raccoon dog)
Lineage: Eukaryota; Metazoa; Chordata; Mammalia; Carnivora; Canidae
Gene: FAM50A
Product: family with sequence similarity 50 member A
Exons: 16
Coding region: 211-1230 (339 amino acids)
Biological process (GO): chromatin organization
Cellular component (GO): nucleus
Source: RefSeq, a predicted model, not a curated record
GUAUCAGACUUCCGCUCCGGGAGUGUACAAGGCGGCCCCCUUCAUCAGGCGAUUAGCUCCUGGGUCAAAAGGGCAAGUGUUGCCCCCUGCGAGCCGACGGCCACCCAGCAAGUUGGUGCUGGCACCGGCCGGCAGCCCCUGGAGUUGCUGAGACUCCAGGCCGCUGUCGCCUCUGCCGCCGCCGCCGUCUCUGCCACCGCCGCCGCCGCCAUGGCUCAGUACAAGGGCGCCGCGAGCGAGGCGGGCCGCGCCAUGCACCUGAUGAAGAAGAGGGAGAAGCAGCGCGAGCAGAUGGAGCAGAUGAAACAGCGGAUCGCCGAGGAGAACAUAAUGAAAUCUAACAUCGACAAGAAGUUCUCUGCGCACUACGACGCUGUGGAGGCGGAGCUCAAGUCCAGCACCGUGGGUCUCGUAACGCUGAAUGAUAUGAAGGCCAAGCAGGAGGCCCUGGUGAAGGAGCGGGAGAAGCAGUUGGCCAAGAAAGAGCAGUCGAAGGAGCUGCAGCUGAAGCUCGAGAAGCUACGAGAGAAGGAACGCAAGAAGGAGGCCAAGCGGAAGAUCUCCAGCCUGUCCUUCACCCUGGAGGAAGAGGAGGAUGCCGGGGACGAGGAGGAUGAGGUGGCCGUGUAUGAAGAGGAGCUGGAAAGGGAAGAGGUCUCCACAAAGAAGAGGAAAUUGGGGAAGAACCCCGAUGUGGACACCAGCUUCCUGCCUGACCGAGACCGCGAGGAAGAGGAGAACCGGCUGCGGGAGGAGCUGCGGCAGGAGUGGGAAGCCAAGCAGGAGAAGAUCAAGAGUGAGGAGAUCGAAAUCACCUUCAGUUACUGGGAUGGGUCUGGGCACCGGCGGACGGUCAAGAUGAAAAAGGGCAACACGAUGCAGCAGUUCCUGCAGAAGGCGCUGGAGAUCCUGCGCAAAGACUUCAGCGAGCUCAGGUCAGCAGGGGUGGAGCAGCUCAUGUACAUCAAGGAGGACCUGAUCAUACCCCACCACCACAGCUUCUACGACUUCAUCGUCACCAAGGCGCGAGGGAAGAGUGGGCCGCUCUUUAACUUUGACGUCCACGACGAUGUGCGGCUGCUCAGUGAUGCCACCGUGGAGAAGGACGAGUCCCACGCGGGCAAGGUGGUGCUGCGGAGCUGGUACGAGAAGAACAAGCACAUCUUCCCCGCCAGCCGCUGGGAGCCCUACGAUCCUGAGAAGAAGUGGGACAAGUACACGAUCCGGUGAACGUCGAGGCUCCCCGGGCUCCCUUGGUUCUCGGCCCCUCCCGGGGUCUCCGGGACUCCAGGCGCUGCUCCCGCCCCCCAUUUCCCUCAGCCCUGACGUGACAGGGGUGAGACACGACGGGGCUGGCCGUCCCCUGCCCCCGGUGGCGUCCUGUACCUCUCUGUUUCUUUUAUGGUAAAUAAAUGCACAUGUCAGAGUUGGAGCACCUGCACUGUGCUUUGUUCUAAACGUUUUUUUAUCGAGCUGAAGUUCACCAUUCUGAUCAUUUGAAGGUGUACAAUUCGGGGGUCUUGAGUACAUUCGGUGUUGUGCAGCCAUCACCUCUACUUCCAGAACACCUCUGUCACCCCACAAGGAGGCCCCAUGCCCAUUAGCAGUCUCUCCCGGCCCCUGGUACCCCGUUGUCUACUUUAUCUCUGUGGACUUGUCUCUUCUAGAUAUUUCACAGAAAUGGAAUCAGACAGUUUCUGGUCUUUGUAUCUGGUGAGGAAGCGGAUACUUGGUGGCGGUGGGAGGGUGGAAGAGUAACGUGAGUCUGCAGAGGGCCGUGGGUGACCCACUGGGGCCUGGUGGGCCCGCGUCCCGGCAGCCAACCAGCACCCCGCAGGGCACCUCGUGGCCCUGCGGUCGUUUACUGUGAGUGGUCUUGCGGUUCCUCUUCUGUCUCCUAGCUGCCAGUCCGAAGGGGACACGGCUGCCCUGUGGCUCCCAGCCGCCCGACAUCCCCACCACAGCUCUAGAAACGAACUUUGCCCUCCCGGGGCUGCAGCCCGUCCGGCAUCUCUUCGCAGUCCCCGCGUGGGAAGGCUGCUGGGGGUGCCCUGUGCUCGCUGCUCAGCUCGGACUGCCGUCCUGGCCCCGAGGGCGACCUGCCUUGGGGUGGGCGCUCUUGCUCCCUGUCCUUGCCGCAACAGCCAGAUCCCCUGGCUCCCGUCGGGUAAGCAGAGGGAACAGGGUCAAGCCCUGGCUGGCAGUCAGCAUCCCAGCUCUGGGUCCGGUCCCACGUGCUGGACAAAUACAUAGAUAUGACAGCGGGCGACUUCGCCAGGUACAGAAGCUCCUGUGCCCUCCUCCCACGGGCAGGGCUCUGUGUCCCAUUCCGAUGCGGCAUGGCCACUCCUGGCUGGCAGUUAGGAGCUCUCUUUUGGGCUUCCUGGCCCUGUGUCUGGGGCAGAGCCAUCCGGGGUCAUUUGGAGGAGGAGGCGGGGGAGGGAAGUCGCCUAGGCCAGAGACCUCCGGGCACGGCAGGCAACGGGUGGCCCAGCCUGACCCUAGGUACUGGAUGUGGGGGACAAGUGUGAGGACCUCAAUGGGGCCUUUUGUAUGGCAUUGGGAAGCCUGGAGAAGGGAUCAUCUGGCCUUCUGCACCAACCCCCCUGCCGUCCUUGAAAAGAGUAGGCUUCUCCCGGCCAGGGAACCCCUCUCAGCCAGCUUACCCAGUGGAAAUGGUUUGCAAGGGAACCGCCUCAGGCCCCACAGCUUCCGGAAAGCAAGCGCCUUAAGGCCCAGUCUUGGCUCCCGGCCGGAGCCGACCUGGUUCUGGAAGCACUGAACUCACAGAUCACUGGGGCAAAUUGUCCUCGUGAGGCCAGAUCCUCAGAUGGCCCCAAGCUUCCCACCUCCCAGCAUACAGGCCUGUGUGACCCCCUCCCCCGGAGGCGCACACACACGGUAGGCCAGGUGGGCCCGCACUCCCGGGGUCCCACUCCUGGGGUUCCGUUGUUCCUCGAAGGGAGAGUGUGCGGGUGGGCGUGGCCUCCUCAGGGGAGCCCCCUGGGAGUGGAGGGCAUUCCCUGGCCAACAGCCAAUGAGAGAAGCGGGGCCUCAGUCCUCGAGGCACAGGUUGGGUGGGGUUGGGGCAGGAGGCAGCCUUCGCGGUCAGGGCCGGGGGCAGGGGGUCUGGAAGGAAGGGAGAGCCGCUUCCUUCUAGCCAGCUUCUAGCCAGCGAAGGAUCGCAGCCACGGUGGGGCUGGGGCUGACAGAGGGCCCCUUGUCCUCAGUGAGGCUGCUGCCGCCGGGCCUCUGGCCUCACGCUUGGCUGGCCCGGGCCGGAGUUCCUGGGAGGAGGGCGCUGCAGCUCUGGGGGCCCUCUUCUUGGGACCUUGCACCCGUUUGAACGUGCUGCUCACAGAGGAUGGACCGCAGACAAGCUGGGAAGCUGCGGGGAUGGCUGUUGGGCUCUGGAACUACACGAGGCCACCAGGCCCGGUGAGCGGUCACCCAGCCGGCCCGGGGGGGGGGGCAGCGUGGGCCGGGGAGGCCAGGUGCCAAGGAUGCACCCGAGAGACAAGGCCGGCCCUCUCUUGCUCGGCCAGGCCUCCUUGCUGGGGGGCGAGUCCGCACGUGGGCGAUAGAAGCACCAAGCGGCAGCAAGAAGCGCCUGAGAUGGAGAGGCCCUCCUGAGGUCCUGACGCGAGCAGGGGCGAGAAGUCAGCCGUUCCACGACGGAGGACGGGGUGUUCCAGCAGAGCAUGCUGCGGGCAGCUUGCGGGUGAGCAGGGCGGGGCUCGGGGGGCAGGCCAGACAGGUGGAGCCUGGGAUGUGAGCCAGAGGUUGGAUGCCCGCGGUCCUGUCACUCCCCACCAGCGGACAUGCAACCUGAGCCACGUGUUCUCCCAGCAUAGGGUUUGAUUUAAUUUUCAAAGAUUUUUUUAUGAGAGAGAGAGAGAGCACAGGAGUUGUGGAAGGGGUGAGGGAGAUGGAGAACCACCAAGCAGACUCCACGCUGAGUGCAGGGCCCCACUGAGGAUCCUGGGACCCCAAGAUCAUGACCUGAGCCGAAAUCGAAUCAGGUGCUUAACCGACUUAGGACGCCCAGACGCCCCUUAUUUAAUUAGAAGUACUUUUUGGCAACUGAGGAAAAAUUCACAGAACAGAAAACCAGUAACCAUUGAAAAACAUACGUAUCAAAGUGGCAUUUAGUAUGUUCACAGUAUAGUCCGGCUGUCACCUCUGUCUGGUCCCAGAACAUUCCCGUCACCGCAGAGGGAGACCCUGUGCCCAUUCAGCAGCCUCCCCUCAUCCCCUCCCCGAGCUCCUGACAACCACUCAUCUACUUCUGUUUCUGUGCCUUUACCUCUUCUGGAAAUUUCACAGGAAUGGAAUUGUACGAUUACAGUUCUGUUUAGAGGCAAAGACGUUUCAUGCUCCUGGAUUGGGGGACUCGGUAGUCGGGGUGUCUCUUCUAGGUUUCUGCUGCCGUGUAACAGAUCGGUGAGAACUCAGUGGCUUGUGACGACACCGGGCUCUUACCUGACACUUUCUGCAGCUCACGGGUCCCGGCAUGACAUCACUGUGUCCUCUGCUCCGGGUCUCGCGGGGUUGCCAUGGAGGUCGCCAUGGAGGUCGCCUGGGCUGCCUUCUCAUCAGAGACUUGGGGCCUGUCCCCAGCUCACGUCAUUCUUGGUAGAGGAAGGGCCCCUUCGCAGUGCGGGGUUCCCCUGAGGAGGCCACGCCGUCCCGCACACUCUCCCUUUGGAGGAACUCAGCUGUGUGCUCUUUUGUAGAAACUGGCAAGCUCACCGUCAGGGUAUAUAGACACGCGAAGGACCUAGAAAUCCAAAAACCAUUUUGAAAAAGAAGAGCAAAGUUGCAGGGCUCUCAUUACCUGAUUGCAGAGCUUACUAUGAAGCCACGGUGACCGAGGCAAUGUGGUCUAAGCACGAGG